Molecule: messenger RNA, 1407 nt
Organism: Musa acuminata subsp. malaccensis (wild Malaysian banana)
Lineage: Eukaryota; Viridiplantae; Streptophyta; Magnoliopsida; Zingiberales; Musaceae
Source: RefSeq, a predicted model, not a curated record
AUGGUGAUGGACCAGCAACAGCCAGAGCAACAGCAGCAGCAGCAGACGUACAGGCACUAUUGCCGGAUAUGCAAGAAGGGGUUUGGCUGCGGGCGCGCCCUCGGGGGCCACAUGCGCGCUCACGGGAUCGUCGACGACUACGCGGCCGACGCUGAGGAUGACCCCUCCGGCUGCAGCGACUGGGAUGGCAGGAUGAAUUCGGCGGCCGCCGGCACCAAGCGGAUGUACGCGCUCCGCACCAACCCCGCCCGCCUCAGGAGCUGCCGGGUCUGUGAGAACUGCGGCAAGGAGUUCCUGUCGUGGAAGUCAUUCCUCGAGCACGGCAGAUGCAGCUCCGAGGAGGAGGAGGAGGAGGAGGAGGAAGAGGGCUACGAGUCUGUGCCCGCCUCGUCCAGGUCCGAGGGUGACGUCGAUCUCGCGGGGUGGAGUAAGGGCAAGCGAUCCCGGCGCGCGAAGGUGGUCGGGAUGAGCGAAGAGGAGGACCUCGCCAGCUGCCUGAUGAUGCUGUCCGCCGCCCGUGUCGAGCCGGCGGCUAUCGCCGAGACCGAGGAGUCGUGUGCGUCCGCGAGCAAGGAGGACGACCGGCGGCAGCAAACGGUCGCGGUCGGUGUCACGACGGAGAUUCCUCAGGGUCCUGCAUUCUUGCCGCCGGCGCAACCGAGCGUUCCCAGGGGGACGUUCGAGUGCAAGGCUUGCAAGAAGGUCUUCAGCUCGCACCAGGCGUUGGGGGGCCACCGAGCCAGCCACAAGAAGGUCAAAGGCUGCUUCGCCGUCAAGCACGACGGCCUCGACGAGGCCCCGCCCGACGACGAGGUGAUCACCCACGAGAACGUGGCGGCCGCAUCGACCUCGACGGCGAUCAGGUCGAAGGUGCACGAGUGCUCCAUCUGCCACCGCGUGUUCACGUCGGGGCAGGCGUUGGGCGGGCACAAGCGAUGCCACUGGAUCACGUCCAGUUCGCCGGACCCCGGCCUAAAGCUCCAACCCUUACCGCACCACGCCAACCUUCCCCACCAGCUGACGCUUAGACCCAUGUUCGAUGAACCUCUCGAUCUCAACCAGCCUGCGCGCGCCGAUGAGAUCGCUCGAGGGACGAGGGACAUCGGGAGUCCAUUACGACUCCAAAUGCCUGCAGCGAUCUACUUACAGGCAUGGAUCGAUCGCCGCGACGUCGGCAGAAACAGAGCCUGUGCCACCAGCAGUGACAAGAACGACGAUCACAAUAACGUCCACGGCAAGGACGACAACAACACCGAGAUGUCUGGUCUCAACGUGGACGACGAAGUGGACAGCAACGUAAAGAGAGCGAAGCUGAGCGAGCUGAAGGACAUCAACAUGGGAGAAGACAGCUCCCCUUGGUUGCAGGUGGGGAUUGGUUCGUCUGCCAACGAGAGCAGUGAAGCAUGA